This is a messenger RNA of Cucumis melo (muskmelon), 791 nucleotides long. Its product is annotated as glucosamine 6-phosphate N-acetyltransferase. NCBI's taxonomy places the organism in Eukaryota, Viridiplantae, Streptophyta, Magnoliopsida, Cucurbitales, Cucurbitaceae. Gene Ontology annotation, molecular function: monosaccharide binding; glucosamine 6-phosphate N-acetyltransferase activity. Gene Ontology annotation, cellular component: endoplasmic reticulum; Golgi apparatus; endoplasmic reticulum-Golgi intermediate compartment. The record is from RefSeq and is a predicted model, not a curated record. The transcript has 2 exons. Gene Ontology annotation, biological process: UDP-N-acetylglucosamine biosynthetic process. Bases 213 to 686 code for a protein of 157 amino acids.
UUCCAUUUCCAUUUCAGCGUUCCAUUUCGUUUCGCCCCAUCCCCUUUAGCUUCGACAGUUCGACGUUCACAUUUCCUAAUCCCUUCGGCCAUAAGAUUCCGGCGACCUUUACACUCCGGCGGCCUUUGCACAUUUAGAUCGUAAGUUCGACGGCACGACACAUUUGCAGAUCUUAAGAUCAUUCAUCUCUGUUUAGGAUUUUUCGAGCCACAAUGCAGAGCUUGAACUCAUCAAGUGAAGAACGCAGAUUAGAAGUUCGAAAAUUAGAGAUCUCCGACAAGAACAAAGGUUUCAUUGAGCUAUUGCAGCAACUAACCGUUUGUGAUUCAGUGUCCGACAAGGAUUUCGAAGACAGGUUUCAGGAAUUGAGCGCCCUUGGAAACGACCAUAUUAUUUGUGUCAUAGAGGACGAUCGAUCGGGGAAGAUCAUCGCCACUGGAAGCGUUUUCAUUGAGAAGAAAUUCAUAAGAAACUGUGGGAAAGUAGGGCAUAUCGAAGACGUAGUGGUGGAUUCGAGUGCUCGAGGGAUGCAAUUGGGGAAGAUAAUCGUAGGGUUUCUUACGAAUCAUGCUCGCGAAAUGGGAUGCUAUAAGGUAAUUCUUGAUUGCAGUGUUGAGAAUCAAGGAUUCUACGAGAAAUGUGGGUUCAAACAUAAGGCGAUUCAAAUGGCGAAAUACUUCAAUUGAAGUAGAACUCAUGCCAAUAAUUGGGUUUCGAUUUCGACUAUGGAAUUGUAAGUGGAUUUGUCUUUUGCUUUCAUGAAUUUCUUCAAACUCAAAUUAUUUGGGUCA